Molecule: messenger RNA, 1053 nt
Organism: Aplosporella prunicola CBS 121167
Lineage: Eukaryota; Fungi; Ascomycota; Dothideomycetes; Botryosphaeriales; Aplosporellaceae
Exons: 4
Coding region: 1-1053 (350 amino acids)
Source: RefSeq, a predicted model, not a curated record
AUGACGGCCAACGCUCCAUACAUGGCGGUCAACGACUUGAACGCCGAGCGCGACAAUGUAGCCUGGUACUGGCGACUAAUCGCUCUCAUGGCUUCCUGGAUGAUACUGGGAGGCUACCUCAUAAUACCACCGCUUUUCCACUCGGAUCCCAAGGAUAUACUCAAACCCAGCGAGAGCGUCGUCACCAUCUUUGUCGUCGCCCUGCUGGUCGCUGGCUAUGCCUUCACCGGGCUCUUGUGCUUCGCGUGCAAGUCUCUGGUCUUCCAAGCCGAGUCGGUGUUCCUCCCCUCCAUGGCCUCUUCCGCCCUCGGUCUUCUCACCGUCCUCUACUCGUUCCUCGCCUACAGCUACUUUCACUGGAACCGAUCCGCCGUUGCCGCGACCGUGCUAUCGGCUUGCAUGACCGCCGUAUAUGCGCUCCUGCUGCUAGUCACGAACCGACAGAUUGCGCGGCUACGGACGCAGCUGACAGGCCGUACGUCCACUACUUGGCAACACGAACAGCCAUGGUAUACCAACUACUUGGCCAACAUGUUUCCUUCCAUGCGAAACCCCGAUCAAUAUAGCUACGCCGGGCCGAUCGAUAACAGCCAUACAGAAUAUCAAGGCGGCAGCACCACCACAUACAAUUACCCCGUCACUGAGGAUGAGGGCAUGCGCCGUCAUCUGGCCAUGCUGCUUCGGCAACCGGAUAACCGACCCAGCCCGGACGCCAACCAGAGCACGUUCCAGCUCGUGCUGCCCGAUAAUGAGAGUGAUAAUGAGAACCUAAGCACUCCAAACGUACGCAGGGCCAGCCGACGAGACCACGUCAGCCUGUCCCAGCCUCUCCACCAUCCACUCCACCAGCCACUUCAGCAGCAAGUUCCACAGCCGCCGGCACAGCCGGGGAGGUCUCUCUGGCCCACACACGGGCGCAACAGAAGCAGUGCGGGUGUGUCAGCCGAAGGGUCCCGCGGUAGGACCGAUGUCCGCGGCGCGGGCGGCGAAAUCAGGGCGAAGAGCAGAGAGGAAAGGCGGCAGGAGAUUGAGAUGGGGCGCGUAUCGCGCUAA